Messenger RNA from Hemibagrus wyckioides, 8062 nucleotides. RefSeq names its product protein phosphatase 1 regulatory subunit 29. Gene Ontology annotation, molecular function: protein binding. The transcript has 3 exons. The record is from RefSeq and is a predicted model, not a curated record. The coding region runs from base 654 to 3359 and encodes 901 amino acids. Gene Ontology annotation, cellular component: plasma membrane. Lineage: Eukaryota; Metazoa; Chordata; Actinopteri; Siluriformes; Bagridae.
CGGAUGGCGGAUUUAAAGAGAACAUUAAUGUCCUGCAGAGGACUUCUGAUUCUACAUCCGAUUCUCUUUUUUCACUUCUGAUCAUGGAGAAAAAAGUCAUCUGAAUUUACCCCUCCCCCUUUCUCUCGCCCCCUCCCCUCCCCUUCUCUCUCUCUCUCUCUCUCUCUCUCUCUCUCCAUCAUAUCGCGGUUUCAUUCAUCCGUGUUCUCCUCCAGCUCGUCGUCCAGCCUCGCUCCACUCAGAGUUUUCAGUUCCACACUGAGCCCCAGAGAUUGUGAAGAACCGACUGGAGGGAGACAGUGUGAGUGAGACAGUGUGAGUGAGACAGUGUGAGUGAGACAGCGUUUUUCCUGAAGAUCAGGUUGAGAUCAGAUUGAGAUCAGAAGGAGAACCUGGUGACUUUCAGGGACUCUGAAGAGACCUGAGAUCAGAGAAACCCACUUCAGGCCAGGAUCUGAUCCCAUGAGGAGACGAUGUGGCAGCCUAAUGAGAGUCAGGACUGCAAUCCUACUGCAAAACAGAUAAUAUGGCAAAUGUGUUAGAGCCCAUGGCGUGCCCUCAGCAGUGACUGUACAGAACGAGUGCCUACUUCUUCCUGCCUACUUUAUGGACUAGAGACUAUCUACUAUCUUUUUCCACAAUUUCUCCUCAUCAUGAAGACCAAGUCAUAUGCCCCGUCCGCUGCCAGCAUUGCCCUUCUGCUCUUUCCUUCUCUUCUCCUGCUAUUUUCAGCACCAGACCUCGCCUGUGGUGACUGCUGGCUCAUCGAGGGGGAUAAGGGCUACGUAUGGCUGGCCAUCUGCAGUCAGAACCAGCCGCCGUAUGAGACAAUCCCGCAGCACAUCAACAACACAGUGCAUGAUUUACGGCUCAAUGAGAACAAGCUCAAGGCUAUAUUCUUCUCGUCACUAAGCCGCUUUACAAACCUGACAGACCUCAACUUGACCAAGAAUGAGAUCUCCUACAUUGAGGAUGGUGCCUUCGCUGGCCAGGCUAACCUCCAGGUGCUGCAGCUGGGCUACAACAAACUGACCAAUCUGACGGAAGGCAUGUUGCGAGGCUUGGGACGCAUACAGUGUCUCUUCCUGCAGCACAAUCUCAUCGAAGUCAUCGCCACAAAUGCCUUCUGGGAAUGCCCCAGCCUCAGCAGUCUGGACCUGUCCUCUAACAAGCUGGCUCGAUUAGACUCAUCCACGUUCAGAGUGUUGGGAAGGCUGAUGGUGUGCGAGCUGGCAGGGAACCCGUUUCACUGUGGCUGUGAGCUCUACACCUUCCUUGUUUGGCUGGAGGCCUUCAACAAUGUCACACACACCUAUGAUCGAUUACAGUGUGAGACUCCACGGGAGCUUUUUGGCUACCCGUUGCUAAGUCCUGUCGGAGGACCUGGUCGAAGUGCUCUCAACAUCCUCGCCUCCAUGUGCAGAGAUGGAGUGUUUAUUCCAGGGAUGACUUCAUUGCCACCAGAUUUGGAUUCCUCAGGCAUGGGGCCCGAUAUGUUUGAUCGUAUUGGACCGUACCAUCAGCCCACAACCUCAUCCUCCUCUGAGAACACAUUCAGCCCCAGUAUCACACUUCAACAGGUGUCUCUUUCUUCAGCAUCUCUGCUCGUGCAGAUACCGCGUCCCUAUAGUAAGAUGUAUAUCUUAGUACAGUACAAUCAGAGCUUUGUUUCUGACGUAAUGAACCUGAAAAACAAGAAGGAGUUGAUUAAGCUAAACAAGCUCAUACCAAACACCAACUACACUUUUUGUGUGGCCUCUAUACGCAACUCACAGCGUUUUAACCACACAUGUCUUCAGUUUUCCACUCGGACUUCUACUACAGAUGACUUAGUACCCACCCCAUCCACUACCACACAUUACAUUAUGACCAUUGUGGGCUGCUUGUUUGGGAUGCUAAUUGUCCUUGGUCUGGUAUAUUACUGUUUGAGGAGGCGUCGUAGACAAGAAGAAAAAGAGAAAUCAAUUUGUGUGAAAAAGACCAUUUUAGAAAUGCGGUAUGGACCUGAGGUUGCAGCUGCAGCUACCAGUGAUCCAACAGCAGUGCAGAAGCUCCAUGAUCAGGCCCACCACCAGCAUCACCAUGGAAAGCUUCCCUUGUCCUCCUCUGGUUCAGGCAUGUUGGGUCAUGGGCCUGGUAACACUAGUUCCUCACGUCUCUCCACCAUUCCUCAAGUAGAGAAGCUGGCUACGGCCUUCUCUGAGGCAAUGGCAACCAAGGGCAACUACAUGGAUGUUAGGACUUCAGGCAUAGGAGAUGAGAGAGGGCGAGAUGGAGUAAGGCAGCCUGUUAGAGCAGAAGACCUAAUGGAGGAAGAUGGAAGUGACCUGGGAGAUGACUCAGAUGGUGAUGAUGGUCGAGGGUCAGCAUCCGAGAUCUCUACUAUUGCAAUGGAGGUUGAUAAGGUUAACCAGAUCAUUAAUAACUGCAUUGAUGCACUUAAACUCGACUCUGUAGCAGCUGCAGUGUCCUCUGCCGCUACAUCGAGUGGAAAUCCCACUUCACCACCACCUAGUAGCACCUCCUCCAUCACCAGGGGGCUAAUACCACUCUCACCUGGUGUCAGUGAGGCCUGUCAGGUCCUGCCCUCUCCAAAAAUCCCGCCUCCACCUCCUCUGCCUCUAACAACUCCUCUUUCUGAAAGGCCAGGGAUUACAGGAGGAGGCUUUGUCUCACCACCAUACCGUCCACCGCCACCAGCCACAGCAGUUAGACCUAUUCAGCGACAGAUGAGUGCCGAUGCAGCUGUGAUUGUCAGCUCUUCUAAGAAGCAUUGUGGUCCUGUGGGUGGAAAAGCUCGGGUGUACAGCCUGGAUGUGCCUGAACCACGCAGUCCUGAUCCCUGUCAGUAUCCUGAGAAGGGAAGCCCAAUUCGCUGUGGGGAACCUCUGGAUAGACUACCCUUAGUUGGUGGUGGUGGUGUAGGCUGUAACAUGGAUGGAGUCACUGUGGAUGGUGUGAGCCUUCAGCAACACUUGGAGGUACAUCCAGACUUCCACUGUGCAGAGCACCGUCACUCGGUCCCUGCCCUUUAUUACGAGGGCUCCCAUGGUUCCCCUGCACAAAGAGCCUCUUUCCUCAAACCCCUGUCGCGUGCCAAGAGAGACGCUGCUUCUUACUCUCAGCUCUCGCCCCACCAACACAGUUACUCCGGGUACUCGUCCAGUCCGGAGUAUUCCUCCGAGAGCACACUGCGAAUCUGGGAGCGCUUCCGUCCAUAUAGAAAGGGUCCACGCGAGGAGUCCUGUUACAUUACAGCUGGAAAUGCACUGCGCAAGAAGGUCCAGUUUGCAAAGGGGGAGGACCUACAUGACAUCCUGGACUACUGGAAAGGUGUGUCAGCACAGCAGAAGCUGUGAGCUAUGAAGCAGUGGGGAUCUAAAGCACUGAGCUUAACAGUGCCUGAAUCAUUUGAAGAUCCUCUGCGGAGAUGUAGCCAGAAGGAUGGCUAGUGUGUACAAAGCAAGGUUGAGUUUGUCAGGGUCUGAGGACAAGUUGUACAGGAUGAGUCAUCAGAGAGCCGGAGGGAGGGAGAGAGAGAGAGUGAGAGAGAGAGAGAGAGAGAGAGAAUCACAACACAGCCCAUGUCUAUGGUAGCAUUAUUUAAAUCUAAUUUUAGACCCAUAAGCUGAGGCUGACUUGUGUUUGAUGAAGUCAUUCCAUAGGGCAUAACAUUUUUAUAAAAUAAUCAUGUUUGCCCCACAUUCAUCUGUGAAUCCUUUGUUUAUACCCAUGAUGAGACCUCUAUAUCCCGAAUUCUCAUUCAGCUUCUGAAACCCUGUGCAUGUAUUCCGUCUCCCACGUGAUUCACCGGCAUUGCAUUUAUUUCUGAAUUAACCAUGUGUGUGUGUGUGUGUUCGGAGGCUGCGCUGAUUUUAUAUAAAGCUGCCAAAACCAGACUUUUUCAUCUCGGGUUCCAGAGCUGCCACAUUUCCAUUUCAAUAGGGUCUCAAAAAAAAAUGAGAGGAGGAGGACAAAAUAUGAAAAAUAAUCCAGCAGAAACACCCGAGAUCUUCAGCAGUGUCAGGAUGUUUUGCCAACUGAAUGAACAGGACAAUAUUUAAAUAAAGGAAAACUCAGUUUCAGGUCAGGACCACUACAACACCACUGUACAGAUAAACAAACAGAACCAGCUCUUAUUAAAUACACAUAUAAAACUCCUCAAUAAACUGUAAACGACAAGCUCCCUAACUCCACCUCCAGCCCCUCCACACACCCCUCUAUUCACAGACCUUAUUUAAUUAAUGUCCAGUUUGAUUAGGUUAAUUAAUUAGCAAUUAACCAAAGUUAUUUUGUGAAGUGUGUGUGGGAGUUAACUGUCAUGACUUCUAAUUUGAUUAAUAAGGAUCACUCUGUCCUCCUCAUUCUCUCCCCUCGUUUAACCUAAACGUCAUGCUUUCAUAAGCCAAAAAAUUAGAUUAGUGACGUGGAGGGAUUAAUAUAGUGAGUGUGUAUCAACAGUGUACAAGCAGCGUACUUCAUCCUGAGAGCGGCGCCUUAAUGUUAUAUUAUAAUGUUGUGAUGUCCUCUAACAUCCUGGAUGAUGAUAAUCAUAAUGAUGAUGAAAUAUCUGAUAAAUAUGAUCAACUAGCACAGUUUUUAACAAAGAAGUCCUUUCAUAGAUAUAGGAUGAAGUCUGUAAUAGCAGUAAGAUGUUUAUGUUCUCAGUAGCACUCACUGAUUAUUCACAGGAUCCAUCAUCAGGGAGAUGUCUUCUGAACUCACAAACUCCUUCACAUCAUCGCCGUUCAUCCAGCACUUCCUUUACAUACUGUAUUCUUUAGUUUGGUUUGGUGUUGCAUCAUGAGCAUGAGAUCUUACCCCGAAUUCAAACAGGAGUGUUAUCAGAAACCAACAGCUUAAGUUAGGACAGUGUUAAAGAAAGACAGAGAACGAGAACAGCAAAAGCUGCGCAGUUGUAUUUACAACACAGCCCAUUGGCCAUGAAAUAAAGGUAUUAAGUGUGACCGCAUAUAAUGAAAAAUAACCACGUCACCUCAGAGCUUCAGAAGAAGGGUGUGAUAUGAGUGGAAAAGAAUUCUAGAUGUUAUAUAAAUGUGCCUGUUGUGAUACACAUGUCUGGUGUGAAUUGUCCUUCGCACUGGUGUAAAUACAGCACAUUCAUCUCAAUCUUUAUGCAGUCGGCUAAUGAUCUCUCGCGCUCUCCUUCUGGAGUUCAGCAGUCGCUGGUGUGUGAGCUGGAAGUAAGGUUCGCUCCUGAACAUGAAAUGUUUACAAAAGUGUCCCAUAAAAGUUCACCCCUGGAGGAGGGGCGAGCAUCGUGGAUAUGAAGAGAGCCCUGUAUCUAAACAGGGAUUUACACACACACACACACACACACAAUCAUCAGCAAAAACGAGUAAACAAACGAAUAAUCAUCCACCGUUCAUCAGCCGUGUGAUGAGUGAGAAUGAGGAUGUACUGCUACCGGAGGCUUACUGUGACAAACUUCCUCCUCAUCUUCAUUCCUGCUUUAUUUCUGUUCCUUUGCUGAGAAACCAACUUCAGUUCAUAUUAUUCACACACCACUGUCGGAUAGAUCCCUUUAUUUUCUGUCUCUUUUCCCUUCUCACUUGUCCUUCCUGUAAAAGUCUGUUCUCUGUUCCUAAAGUUAAUUCACAUCUGAUGAUCAGUAAAAUAAUUUUCAUUCUUUGAAGAUGAUUUUAUUUUAAACUAAUAAUUAUUCAUAAAGAUGUAUAUGGAUUGUUUCUUUUGGUUGUGAGAUGUUCAGUCAGUGCUCUCCUGCUAAAGAACCUUUAACAUUUUCUCAUUUAAACACAUGGUCCAGAUAACACGUUAUAUGGCAUUUUCUCUGCAGAUUUCCUCCUGGACUCAGCUGAUUAAUCCUCACAGUACUGAUUAAACCUCGCAGUACUGAUUAAUCCUCACAGUACUGAUUAAACCUCGCAGUACUGAUUAAUCCUCACAGUACUGAUUAAUCCUCACAGUACUGAUUAAACCUCGCAGUACUGAUUAAUCCUCACAGUACUGAUUAAACCUCGCAGUACUGAUUAAUCCUCACAGUACUGAUUAAUCCUCACAGUACUGAUUAAUCCUCGCAGUACUGAUUAAUCCUCACAGUACUGAUUAAACCUUGCAGUACUGAUUAAUCCUCACAGUACUGAUUAAACCUCGCAGUACUGAUUAAUCCUCACAGUACUGAUUAAUCCUCACAGUACUGAUUAAUCCUCGCAGUACUGAUUAAUCCUCACAGUACUGAUUAAACCUCGCAGUACUGAUUAAUCCUCACAGUACUGAUUAAACCUCGCAGUACUGAUUAAUCCUCACAGUACUGAUUAAUCCUCACAGUACUGAUUAAACCUCGCAGUACUGAUUAAACCUCGCAGUACUCGCUCCAAUUACCUGCUGUUAGUUUUCUAGAUUUCUAGAUCAGUGUGUUGUUUUUGCUAAUCUGAUUUAUACGUCAUGUUUUGGCCUGAGAGAAGUCUGAGUGUUCACCUGGGAAUGUUUGUAGUGGUUAAUUACUCAAUCUGGUCAAAUGUCAACAGUUUGUUUUCUGCUCUGUAACACUGAGAUGAUAAUUACACGCUUGAGGCUUGGCUCAUUUUCCCCGAACAACACAACCUUCCUCACUGGUCAGGGUCAAAACCGAGAGUCUUACAAUUACAGCCGGUUAUGUGUUAAAGAAUGAGUGCAUUUCUCACAGCUCAGAUAAAAGCAGAAUAAUGACGUGUGUGUGUGUGUGUGUGUGUGGUGAGAAAACACAGCAGAAUGCAUGAAGUAAAAAUGUGAUACACAAUUUCAGAAACAGGAAGCUGAACUGAGGGAGUGAAAUUUACUUGGAGUGGAAAGAGGCUGUGAAUCGAAUACAUGACUAAAAUAUAAAACAAGAAAAUCCACCCAGGUUUGUUUGCUAAUUAGUGUAAACUUAUCUAAAGUCUGAUUCAUGAACUGGUCCGUCAGCAGGAGCAGUGUGAAGGAAAUGUGCUCUCAGACUGAAAAGAUAUCCAGAAAAUUGUAUUCUAUAGAUCUACAUCAGAAUAUUUCAGUAAAUAUUUUUGUCUUAAAUGAGAUUUUUUUUUUUGUUUAAAUUUUUUUUUGUUUAAAGAACAACAUCACUGACAGGGUGAAAUAUAAAGACAGAACGGUGCCCGAGACACUGAGGCACUGAGAGGUGAGGUGAGAGACAAGGUGAGAGACAGGGUUGAGAGAAGAGGUGAGAGAUGAGGUGAGAGACAGGGUUGAGAGACAAGGUGAGAGGCGAGGUUGAGAGACGGGGUUGAGAGACGAGGGGAGAGGCGAGGUUGAGAGAUGAGGGGAGAGGUGAGGAUGAGAGGCGAGGUUGAGAGACGAGGUUGAGAGGCGAGGUUGAGAGACGGGGUUGAGAGACGAGGGGAGAGGCGAGGUUGAGAGACGGGGUUGAGAGGCGAGGUUGAGAGACGAGGUUGAGAGACGGGGUUGAGAGGCGAGGUUGAGAGAUGAGAUGAGAGGCGAGGUUGACAGACGAGGUUGAGAGACGGGGUUGAGAGACGAGGGGAGAGGCGAGGUUGAGAGACGGGGUUGAGAGGCGAGGUUGAGAGACGAGGUUGAGAGACGGGGUUGAGAGACGGGGUUGAGAGGCGAGGUUGAGAGAUGAGAGGAGAGGCGAGGUUGACAGACGAGGUUGAGAGACGGGGUUGAGAGACGAGCGGAGAGGCGAGGUGGAGAGACGGGGUUGAGAGACGGGGUUGAGAGACGAGGGGAGAGACAAGGGGAGAGGCGAGGUUGAGAGACGGGGUUGAGAGGCGAGGUUGAGAGACGAGGUUGAGAGACGAGGGGAGAGGCGAGGUUGAGAGACGGGGUUGAGAGACGGGGUUGAGAGACGAGGGGAGAGGCGAGGUUGAGAGACGGGGUUGAGAGACGGGGUUGAGAGGCGAGGUUGAGAGACGAGAGGAGAGGCGAGGUUGAGAGACGAGGUUGACAGACGAGGUUGACAGACGAGGGGAGAGGCGAGGUUGAGAGACGGGGUUGAGAGACGAGGGGAGAGGCGAGGUUGAGAGGCGAGGGGAGAGGCGAGGUUCAGAGACAAGAUUGAGAGAUGAGGGGAGAGGCAGGGUUGAGA